Molecule: messenger RNA, 1293 nt
Organism: Puntigrus tetrazona (Sumatra barb)
Lineage: Eukaryota; Metazoa; Chordata; Actinopteri; Cypriniformes; Cyprinidae
Product: titin-like
Exons: 5
Coding region: 1-696 (231 amino acids)
Molecular function (GO): protein binding
Source: RefSeq, a predicted model, not a curated record
AUGGAGGCUGAAUGCAAAGCCCUAACAUGUGAAAUUAAAAGACUGUUUAAGAACAAUGAAUAUAUCUUCCGUGUGAGAGGUGUAAACAAGUAUGGAUCUGGUGUGGUAGUACAGUCUACUCCCAUCUUUGCCCGAAACUCAUUCACUGUUCCAUCACCACCUGGAGCUCCAGAAAUCCUUGCAGUUGGAAAAGACUUUGCAACGAUUGAGUGGCUGAAGCCUGAGAGUGAUGGUGGCAGUGAAGUCACAAACUACUUGAUUGAGUUCCGUGAAAGAAAGAGUGUUCGUUGGAUCAAGGUUAACAGAGAUUCUGUUCUCAAGGACACAUCCUUCAAAGUCACUGGCCUCCAUGAAGGCAACAUUUACCAGUUCCGCAUUACAGCCAUGAAUGCAGCUGGUGAUAGUGAACCUAGUGAAGUGUCAAUGUAUGCAGUAUGUAGAGUACCAACAGGCACUCCAGAUCCACCUUCAAUUCCACGGGUUACAGACACCCACAAAGAUAAUAUUAGCCUUGCUUGGACACGACCAGUUGAAGAUGGGGGUGCUGAUGUUAUUGGUUACGUUCUUGAGAUGCAAGAAGCAGGGGCAGAAGAAUGGACAAAAGCGCAUGAAAAGAAUCUUAGGGUGACAGAACACACAGUUACAGGUCUUUCUGCUGGCAAAAAUACUGUUUCAGAGUUGCAGCGGUCAAUGUAAAUGGAACAGGUGACUUCCAGUGAUCCUUGCGCAGAGACUGAGCCUGUGGAAAGAAUCGAAAUUCCUGACCUUGAGCUACCUGAUGAGCUGACAAAGACAAUUUGUCUAAGAGCAGGAAGUUCUCUUCGCCUCCAUGUUACUGUUACUGGUAGACCGAUCCCAACUGUAACGUGGACCAAACCUGGCGUGGACCUCCAAAAUCGUGGCUUUAUUGAAGUAACCAAUACUGCUACAACCCUCAUUAUUGAUAAGGUGCACCGCUAUGAUGCCGGUAGAUAUACCAUUGAGGCUUCAAAUUCAGCUGGGAAGAAGGAUGCAAGCAUUCUUGUGAAAAUCUAUGAUACACCUGGUCCAACUGGUCCAAUUAAGAUGAAAGAACUUACAAAAGAUUCUGCUCAUAUUACUUGGGAUGCUCCUGAAGUUGAUGGUGGAGCACCUGUCAAUAAUUACAUCAUUGAAAGAAGAGAGGCAUCAAUGAGAGCAUACAAAACUGUCACAUCCAAAUGUAGCAAGACAUCAUACAAAAUAACUGGUCUGACAGAAGGAAUGCUGUAUUAUUUCAGAGUCUUACCAGAGAAUAUCUAUGGUGUUGGUGAA